Molecule: messenger RNA, 3355 nt
Organism: Oncorhynchus mykiss (rainbow trout)
Lineage: Eukaryota; Metazoa; Chordata; Actinopteri; Salmoniformes; Salmonidae
Product: solute carrier family 35 member F1
Biological process (GO): transmembrane transport
Cellular component (GO): membrane
Molecular function (GO): transmembrane transporter activity
Source: RefSeq, a predicted model, not a curated record
UCAUCCAAAACGAGUCGCCUCUCAGAAUCACCGCACAGUCCGGAGAAGGCAUUAAGAAAAUGCACGCUGACGAACAGGGGUACCUCUGCAAACAUUUUCACUAAGGAACAGGUGCAUCUUGCACGAGCCCCCCGCGCGCCAAAGGCUGUGGGGCCAAAACACAUUCCUCACUGUGGAAAUACAUCAAUAUCGUCAACAUCACCUUCACCUGUGUGAAUUAUGGAAUGCUGAGGUUAUCCAUCGCGCGUCCGGAGAAUUGGAUCUCGACCCUCGUGGAGUAGCCCGAGCCUACGUCAUCUCCUUGCACGGAGCAGAAUGCGCCCUGGUUUCUGAUUGUUAAAUGUUUAGUUCAGAGAUGAUUCCCUCACAGCAGAAUCAUGUUGUCACCACCAUUGAGACUAUGCCUCCUGAAACUAUCACGUCAUCGCCGACAAUGGUUCAAAGGAUAAGAAAAGUGUUUAGCAGGGAACUUCUAGUAACACUGGCUCUGGGCCAGGUCCUGUCUCUGCUCAUCUGUGGCAUCGGGCUGACCAGCAAGUACCUGGCUGAUGAUUACCACGCCAACACGCCCGUGUUCCAGAGCUUUCUCAACUACAUCCUGCUGUUCCUGGUCUACACCACCACGCUCGCCGUCAGGCAAGGUGAGGAGAAUUUACUGGCAAUACUGAAAAGGCGAUGGUGGAAGUACAUGAUUCUGGGAUUGAUAGACAUCGAGGCUAACUACCUGGUUAUCAAAGCCUACCAAUACACCACACUCACCAGCGUACAGCUCUUAGACUGUUUCACCAUCCCCGUGGUGCUGCUGCUGUCCUGGUUCUUCCUGCUGGUGAGGUACAAGGCCGUGCACUUUGUGGGCGUCGGGGUGUGUCUGCUGGGCAUCGGCUUAAUGGUGGGGACAGAUGUCCUGGUGGGAAGACAACAGGGCCUAGGGGACCAUAAGCUCCUGGGGGACCUGCUGGUGCUGGGAGGGGCCACGCUGUAUGGCAUCUCUAAUGUGUGUGAGGAGUUCAUCGUUAAGAACCUGAGUAGGGUGGAGUUCCUGGGCAUGAUGGGACUGUUUGGCUCCUUCUUCAGCGGCAUUCAGCUGGCCAUCAUGGAGCAUAAGGAGCUGUUAAGGGUGCCCUGGGACUGGCAGAUUGGGUUGCUCUACAUCGGCUUCAGUGCCUGCAUGUUUGGCCUGUACAGCUUCAUGCCCGUGGUCAUCAAAAGGAGCAGUGCCACAUCGGUCAACCUCUCUCUGCUGACUGCUGACCUCUACAGCCUGUUUUGUGGUCUCUUACUGUUCCAGUACAAGUUUUCAGGGCUCUACCUCCUGUCCUUCAUCAUCAUUGUGCUGGGUCUGGUCCUCUACACCUCUUCCUCUACCUACGUGGCCCAGGACCCGCGCAUCUACAAGCAGUUCCGCAAUGCCGGCCACCCCAUUACGGACACGCCCACUCUGGGGCCCCUGGAACCCUCGGUGACCUAUACCAGCCUGAGGCAGGAGAUAGAGGAGGAGCCUCGCAUCAGGGUGGCCUGAGGGGCUGGAGCCUAAUCAUCCACUGCACCGCCUCCCAGAUUCUGUACAGAGAGAAUGAUAAUGAUCACUGAAUGAUAAAGAUAUAAUCAUGUAGCAAACUAGCAAAAGUACACUGUGAUCACAAACUGUGAAUAGAUAGCAGUGACUAUUUCAGAUUGAGGAUUUGUUUCAUGUAUAGAAAUAUACUGUUCCCCCAUCACAUUCCCUCUUACUGUGCAUUGGACAUGUUUAAAAUGGUUUUGUGUUAAAGGCUUGUGUAAAUGGUGACUUGUUUCUUUUUUUUUUUACAUCAGCACAGAACUUUAUUGGAUUUUAAAGAUUUGAAUUUGAGCUGUGGGUCUAGCUCUCCCAUUGACUUUAUUCCAGUGUUGUAUUGUUCCCUCAGAGAUAAGAUAAAGUAAUACACAGACUUACCACGAGUCAGUGCCUUACAAUGUAUUACUGUUGUGUGUGUGUGAGCUGCACAUUUAUAAAUGGCCCCUUCCUUGUAAGCCCAGAAUUGUCUGAAGACAUUGGAUACCGUGGCCCCUCAAUUUAAAUGAAUAAACUCUAUUUAGAGCACUGUGGACUGCGUCUCUGCAUUACAUUUAGUCUGCCCUUACAACUACUUGCUAAACCACACAUAUAUCCAACUUUCCAUGUUGGAGACAUUAUCUCCCGAGGCCAGUGGGCAUAAAGACAAAUAUAUCCGGAUUCCUAAUGAAGCGAAGUGAUUAUUGUACAUUUGUUUCAUUGUUCAUACGUACACCGAACUCGAGUUGAUAGAGAAAAUAAUGUGAUGAUCACAAUGCACAUGUCAUUCCAGAAUUGUGAUGUUCUGUUUUACUGAUUGUCCAGCUGUUGGAUUGUAUUUUGUGUUUGCUUUUUAUUCCCUGCUGGAUUUUAUCCAAAGCACAUUAAUGGAACGAUUUGGAAUCUAUUUCUUUCAAAGUAAUAUUAUCCUCUGUUUUGUAUUCUAUUUGAUGUUGGUGCAUUGGAGCCCUUGCUGUCAGAAGUGUUGCUUAAAAUAAAAGUAUCUUGGUCUGAAACGCAGAGAAACGGAAAUAUCACACCACUCAAAACAUGGUGAAGAUUUGUGGCAAGUAAACACACAGGAACACUAUUUACAACUGAAGAUUGGCGAGAGUGGUUGUGCAGAUUCACAUGCUAUCACUGGGUGAGAUAACCACAUCCACAAUUCAUUCCUGAGUGCAGGUCCCCACCUACAACACAGAAAGAGCAGGUCAUGUUGAAACAGUUACUCGUUCGCUUUCAUCAUAUUCUGGAACAUGUGAAACGUUCAUUUUUGCCAGACUCAGCGAAUGUAAUUUGGUCAUAGGGACCAGAUUGCAAUAUCUUAAAUCAUAGGGUUUUUCCUGAACUUGAUAUGAUAAAGUGGGUCUGUACAUACAGUAUGCAUCAGGAUGUAAUGCCAAAAUCAAUUUAUAUGGAACAUCAGAGGGAAAACAUUGGAUCUCUUACUUUGCAUACUGCAUUGCACUUCGAAUACAAGUCACAACCUUAACAUUGCCAAAGGUUUAAAGGAAAGGUUGCUGUCUUGUGUAAGGCCUAAACGUGCUAUCAAUAUUCUUUAGAUGUGUGGGUACUUAGGCUGUACUUUGCUUAAAUCACCUAGAUGAAUUAAAAUAGUAACAUACUGAUGACAUAUUGUACCCAAUGGGUAGGCCUAAACCUUCAACUGAAACUUAAGUCCUCAUAUAGCAGUGGCAUAUGAUGUAAACAGAGAGAAAUCUGCAGUCAUUUACCAUUUUGAUAUUUGCAUGUUCUAGGUGGAUUGGCUGUGGUAAUGUCUAUUAACUGUAAAUUGUUUUCAAAUAAAAGACUUUGUCAAAAAGA